GCCCGGGCCGGGUAGGAAACGCAGCCUCGGCGGGCGGCGGGAGGAAGCAGCCGCCGCAGCCCCCUUCCCGCGGCCCUGGGCGGCGGGAGCAUGCCGGGCGGGGCUCCCCGGGGCGCCCCGGGCGCCGGCGGCCACCGCGCAGGUGGCCAGGAGUGCUCAGCAUUGGCAUGCUUUCAGAGGCGGAGGCUGGCACGGAGGCCAGGCUACAUGAGAAGCACACCUGGGCCUGGGAUCGGGUUCUUCUCUGCAGGGGCAGACACACCAUUCUGUGUCUCAGCGGGGGAUAGUGGUGAGGUGUUCCAUCAUUCUGCAUCUGGGGCUGGACUAUGUGCUCUUGACUUCAGCAGCCAAUGUCGAGGCCCCUCUUUGGGGAGUCCUGUUUGCAAGAGCUCUCCAGCCUCUUCUGUGGUCUCUGUGGGCCACUUAAGUUGGGCCCAGACCUCUGUGAGCAGAGCAGCUGGGACUCCAGCACACUUUGGGAUUCAGUGUAGAUCUGGCACCAGGCUUACAGACAGGCUGUGCAACUCUGGAGACGCUUGGCUUCAACAGGAGUGUCUGUCCAUGGACAGUGGUGACACCCCAGUCCCUAGCCAGGAUGCAGCUUGCAAUGAAGGAGCAAGAAGCGCUCAGGCUACGGACUCUUCAGCACCAGCAGAAGCGAAUGGCAGCAGCUGCAGGUUCCAGCGUGGCUCCUUUACCCCACCAGCUUCUUCUGAUCCCCACGAAACCUUUGUUUCCAGCUUCAGCUUCAUUCAGCUCUCUCUUGGCUCUGUAGGGGAACGUGGAGAGGCAGAAGGCUGCUUGCCAUCCAGAAAGGCUGAGUCCCCUCAUCGAAGCCACCUGGACAUGGGAGCUGAGGCUGCCUGCUCAGAUAGGCCUCAUGAAGACCAUGAAUGUCUCUCAGUGUCCUUCAGUCCCACAGCUACCCAGGGCUCUACAGACUUGGCCCAGCAGGCAAGAAGCAGCUUCUGGCCAGAGUGGGACAUGCUUUCUUCCCUGGACUUCGACACUGGCUCUUCGCUGGGCCCCAUGCUACCUGGCUGUUGUGACAAGGGCCACAGCUCAGAAGAUGCUCAUGGUUGGGAUGCCCUGCUGAUGAGAUGGGAGCCUGUGCUACAUGACUGUCUGCAGAACAGCUCAAGGCAGCUGGAGGCAGCGUCCUUAAAAUUAAAGCUUCAGAAACUUCAGGAGAAAGCAAUUGAGGAUGAUGAUUAUGAUAAAGCUGAGAUGCUGAGACAGAGAUUGGAAGACCUGGAGCAGGAGCGAGGCCGCCUGUCUGUGGUGCUCCCAUCCCUGCAGCCGGCCCUCAGCAACUUCCUGGGCCACCUGGUGACGCAGGCCCAGGCCACCCUGCACCGAGCUACUCAGCCGGCUGGCAGUGACUGCGCCCCAGUGCUGUUUGGAAGCAAGUCACAGCCCCUGGAGCGCACUGCCCAGGACAGCCUGCAUGAGGCCCUUGCAAGACGGGACCGGCUUCUCCAGGAGAAGCAGCAGCUGCAGAAAGAAGUGGAAGCUCUUCAAGAAAAGAUGUCUGUGCUGGAGGCAAAAGAUCAGCAACUGAGAAGGGAGAUAGAGGAGCAGGAGAGAGAACUCCAGUGGCAGGGAUGUGGCCUGGGGACACUGGUGAUCCAGCUACCGCAGGACCAGCUGCAGGAGAUCAGUGAAGCCCUGAGGGACACUUUGACCUCUGCAAGCCAGAUUUCCUUCCACAUGGAGCCACCAGAAACCAUCCAGAGCCUUCGGAAAAGAAUAAAAGCUCUGAACUUGUCACUGAAAGAAAUCACCACCAAAGUAUGCAUGGGUGAGAGACUCUGCAGCACCCUGAGGAGGAGAGUCAGUGACCUUGAGACCCAGAUUCUGGCAUUGCUUGAAGCCAAAAUGCUUGCCAUAUCAGGAAGCCAUUUCUGCACAGCCAAAGACCUCACGGAGGAGAUUAACACCUUGACCUCAGAGAAAGAAGGGCUGGAGCCCAUCCUGGGCAGGCUGUGGGCACUCAGGUCAAGGACUGCAGAAGAUCUGGCAAAAGCAGUGGAAGACCAUAGCCAGUUGACAUGCGAACUGCAGCGCCAGGAGGCUGUGCACAAAGCAAAUGUGAAGGGAAACACUGUGAAGUACAUGGAGAUGCUUGAGGACAAACUGCUCAGCUGCAAGUGUCCGCUGCUUGGAAGAGUGUGGGAAGCUGACUUGGAGGCUUGUCAGCUGCUGGUCCAGAGCCUGUCUGUUGAAGAUGAGCAGCAGGUGGAUGACACAGAAGCAGCCUCCUGGACAGCCAUCCUAACUGGCCCUCCCAGACCCUCCACUGAAGAUGGGAGGAAGAGCCCUCUGCAGGCGUUCCACGGGUGGAGGGCUCCUCUGACCGCCUGUGUGCCCUGCACUGGAGGUGAAUGGAAGCAGGAAUCUUACAUCUUUUCUGCAGAACUUGGAGAAAAAUGUGAAGCCAUAGGCAAGAAGAUAUUGCAUUUAGAAGAUCAGCUUCAUGUGGCAAUCCAUAGUCAUGAUGAAGACCUCAUUCAGGCUCUCAAGGGGCAGCUCCAGAUGGUGAAGGAGAUGCUGCAGGCCAUGUUUCUGCAGCUCCAGCCAGCAAAGGAGGUGGGAGGAGGAGAAGCUGGGGCCUCUGGCGCAGCAGCUGCAUCCUGGGAAGUACAGCCCUGAAGAGGCCAGGAAAGGCGGUGGUACAUGUGUCAUAAGGAUGGACUCCCCAGUCACGGAUGUGCCUCGCUUAAUCACGGAGACAGAGCCAAGAGUCUCCCAGCAGGAAGUGGGACCCCUUAAUUCUCUUGAACGAAGAGGGGAAGUUUGGAAAUUGGGGUAUUUGAGAGUACGAUUUGCUGGCUUUCCUUCUAAAUGUCACUCAGAAGCUCCUUUCCCAUGUCAUUUGUGAGAGCAUCUUUCCUCUCAUCCCCCACUAGGCAGCUUGGAGUGAAUUCUGCUGGAACCGUAUCUCCUUCCCCAGCACUGUUUUGCUUUCUGCAUCAACUAAAAUAGUUCCUGGAUCAAGAUCUGGUAGAAAGGAAACUGAAUCGAAGACUAGGGUUGCACACCUACUGCUUUCCUAUGAACACGAGAGCCAGGGAGCCCCAGUUUCUGGGGUGACAGCCUCCACCUCACUGUCCCUGUGGCUGACUGCUGUCCUGGGAGACUCACGGGCUACUUCCAGAGGAAGCCUCUUUGGGCACUAGACUCCCUGCCAUGAGCCACCAGCUGGGCUUUUGUGGCAUUGACUACACCUACAACAAGGACUGGCAAAAGGGAGGGAGGCAGUGGGCAGGAGCAUGGAAGGGCCAGAAGGCUGCCCCCUCUGUGACUUUCCCCUUCUGGCUGAAACUGUUUCCAUUGUCUCCAGGCAGUGACAAUGUGGACCCCAGUUCCAGUGCCAGCUCUUCUGGCCCUGCAGGGCCAGGGACUCCUGCUGUGAUGGCUGCAAAGCAAACUGCACACUCGGGCUCACUUCCCCAAGUGGCCCAAGAAAUGUCCUACAAACAUUAGCUAAUUGCCACGGACCAUAACUCCCGCAUGGAGAUCUCUGUGUGCACAUUGGUAUGCCUGUAUUUGGGAGCCAUGCAUAAAAGCCCACUCAAGUGUGUUCAACCCCUAACCCCCCAGCUUGUUUAAUGAACUGUGUAUUCCACCCCACCCCAGUGAUGGGUUGGAGAAUACUGCAGUCUCUGGGAGGUCUUUGUCUGAACACUGACUUACAUCACUGAUUUGUGGGUUAGAGAUCAACCCAACUUUCCUAGCAUGCUGAGCCUGCAGCUACCCACAGUCUGGAAAGUUGCAGUGAGUAAUUGGUCUUUCUGUGCUUCUGUUCUCAUUUAUAUGUGCAGGGAUGGUGAUACCUCUGCCACCAUUGAUAUCCAAGGACAGGUGAUGGUUUUUGUCAUUUCCUGAUCACAUGAUCAUUUCCAGGAGGUGACUGGUGCUUUGCUCAGCCUUCUGUGCUGUGUGACACCUCUGUUCUAUUAAGCAGAAGCUCCUGCUUAAGCCAGCACUUGGCCAGGGGCCAGGCAACAAAGCAAAAGUUCAACAUAUGAACAUGCUGCAUUUUAGAAAACACACUGCAUAUUGGAAUCAUAAGCCUAAUUAAUUUUUUUUGCCAGACUUAAUUUUUCCAUAAUGGACCAAAUUUCUGAAUUAUUUAUAAUCAAGUCUUGGAAGGUACUGGCACCUGGAAUCUUUGUAUCCUUUAAUUUCAGUGAAUCAGUACUAGAAGAAAGUCAGGACUGGCCACAUUGCCAGUAACAAAUUCCUACUUUGGUGUAUGUUUUUGAAUAGCCUCGUAGACACUGGACAUUUAACAGUCACUAACCCAACUAUUUUAUAUUAAUCAGAUACCACUUCAGAAUAAUCUGCGAUGGUGAAGGCUCUGAAAAUUCCAAAGGUUAAUAAUUGCCUCGAGUGUACCCCAGAGAAGGCCCCCUUUGGUCCCUCCAGGAUGGAAUAUCUCCUUCCUUGUUGAGAUUUCUGGUUGAACUUGAGAAUGGAGCAAGAGAAUGAUACUUCGGCCUCAUGCUAUUCCUCGUCCCUCAUUGUCUCUUGGUUUUGGAGAAAGGCUGCUAAGGCCAGGGCUUCCUGUAGCCAUGCCUCCUUCUCAUGACAACCCCACUCUCCUCAAAGUAGAACUCUGGGACCGUGUAUCCCCAGCCCUUCUGCAGGACAAUUUUUGUAAGAGCAACAUAAAAAAAUGCAAGAGAAAUUUGGAUUUAGAUUUAAAAGCAAAACAAUAAAAGCAUAAGCUGUUAUGGAGAUAUCCAUGGCCAUGGCAAAAGUGCAUAUUGAAAAUGUGCCUUACAGUGUGAUUUCAUUGUGAUAUGGCAAAAGAAAGUGACAUAUUACACAUUUUGGUUGGCCACUCCAUCACUGACAGGCUAGUCUUUCCAACAUUGUGAAGUUUUAAGGCUGACCUGCUCUUCCUGAAAUAAAUUAGUACAUAAUAAUGGAGAGUUGUCUUCCUUGCCCUACAGCAAGUGCGAGUUCAGAUCUGUUCCUUAUCAAGGUGAUGUCCUGUAAUCCUUACAUCAUCCUCAGGGGGUGACACCGCAGAUGGUGCUCCUGAACCUAGGGAGGCUAAUUCUCUUGCCCAAGGCUCACAGCAGGAAAGAGACAAGCUGCUGCUACCUUAACUAGUGCUUUUCCUGAAGUGUCUUUAAUGUCCUGUUGGGGGACUGUGAGCUGUGAAACUACUGUUUACACUGUUAAAUGUGCAUGACCACUUGGGAACCUGUCCAGGGAAUAGGAGAAACCAGAGCUAGGGCAGCUCGGCUUCCCAUCCCCCAGGUCAGCCCUACUGGGUGCAGGCAGGCUGCAGCACCUCACCAUCUCCACUACCGUCCUGUCCCAGCUGUUCCCAGGGCCCCAGAAGUUAUCCCAGUUCAAUCACCCACAGCCAGACACGGCAGAUUUUCCUGAAGUUCCUCCUAUAAUCAGUAUUUUGCACCAAACAUCUGUGUACCAGGAAGUCCAUUCUGUAGAGAAAGCAACUAUAUGCUCAUUAGUCAAAGCAUGUGUAUAUAUAAAAUCCAUACUUUAAUUUCUAAUAUCCUCACCUUAUCUAAUCUUUGGAUUUUGUCACGUAAUUUAUUGCUUCAUUAAGUUUACUUUUCUAACAAAAUUAAGUGGUAUCCAAACCACGGUGCUCCUUAAGGAUUUUUGUCUUCUGGAGUGUGGAUGAUAGGAAAAUGUAACAUCAUCUACUUUUUCUGCUACAGGAUGAUUAAUUGUAUGAUGACUUACUUCACACAGAAGAUUUGUAAUAAAGCCGUGCUUUAAUUA
Molecule: messenger RNA, 5769 nt
Organism: Cavia porcellus (domestic guinea pig)
Lineage: Eukaryota; Metazoa; Chordata; Mammalia; Rodentia; Caviidae
Gene: Disc1
Product: DISC1 scaffold protein
Exons: 13
Coding region: 91-2652 (853 amino acids)
Biological process (GO): cilium assembly; neuron migration
Cellular component (GO): intermediate filament cytoskeleton; microtubule; centrosome
Source: RefSeq, a predicted model, not a curated record